Messenger RNA from Phlebotomus papatasi, 1178 nucleotides. RefSeq names its product odorant receptor 33a-like. The record is from RefSeq and is a predicted model, not a curated record. The transcript is spliced from 2 exons. Lineage: Eukaryota; Metazoa; Arthropoda; Insecta; Diptera; Psychodidae. Gene Ontology annotation, biological process: detection of chemical stimulus involved in sensory perception of smell; sensory perception of smell. Gene Ontology annotation, cellular component: plasma membrane. Gene Ontology annotation, molecular function: olfactory receptor activity; odorant binding. Bases 33 to 1178 code for a protein of 381 amino acids.
AGCACGUGAGAAAAGCUUUUGGUCAAGUAAAAAUGGAUUUGAAAACGUAUCUGCUGAGCAUGAGUUUUAGUAAAUUAUUCAAAAUUUUCAAGUUUUCUGUCGUCUCAAAAACUUUUAGGCCUCUUCAUGGAGACUACAAGUCAAGUGUUUUCUUCAUUUUACUGACAAUUUAUUCAAUCAUUAUUUGCGGUUUUGCAGGAUUGAGAUGUAUUUAUACGUUCACAGACACCAAUGUUAAGUUAAUGGAAACGGUUUUUGCUGCGUUGAUUGUGCAAGGAUUCGGCCAGACAAUCGUGAAAAACUUAUGUGGGUUACCUUUUCAGAGAGAAUUUGAGUAUCUUGUCGAUUGGAUAGAGGAACUGAAUGCUAAAGUGGAGGACAAUGAAUUAAUUCGAGGAAUACUUGAAGAGGAACUAGCUAGAUCAAAGAAGUAUUCGUUGAUUUUCUUGGAGUGUGUCAGUCUCAUGUUCUUUAUAUGCGGUAUUUUAACUACAUAUAAUUGGCUUUCAAAUGAUUAUAUAUGCAUUAUCAUUCCGAAUCUACCAAGAGAUACUUAUCCUGUGAUAUACAAUAUCGUACAAUUGACUGGAUUAUAUAUAGCCGCAUUCUCAAUUAUAAUUUCCGAUUUAGCAAUUGUCUUUAUUGGAUUCUACCUAAUGGGCUUUAUGAUGUUCACAAACAAACUCAUUCAAUCUCAUACGGACAUCGAGAAUUUGCAAAAAUGUCCAGAUCUUCUGAUGCAUAUAAUGCAAAACCACUUGGAAAUCAUAAGAAUUCUUGGAAUUUUCAAUGAAGCUGUUAAAUUAACGUCUUUUCUGCAAUUGCUAUUUAGCACUUUUACUUUUCUGACACUGAUUUUCGGCAUUCAAAUGUUUAAAGGCGAAUUGAUAAUGUAUUUUGGCUUCGCUACUCUUAUGAUUCAGCUGGCAUUACUUUGUUUGUUUGGACAGAUGAUUCGUUCACAAACUGAAGAGAUUUUCAUCAAUCUUUACCUCACAAAUUGGUACGAAUUGAGUUUAAAGGAACAAAAGACUAUUCAAAUGAUGAUGAUAAAUUCUUGUGAGCCUAUUGGAUUAAAAGCUGCAGGAAUGUAUGAUAUUACAUUAAUGUCUCUCAUUCAGAUUCUCAAAUUAUCCGUAUCAUAUUCAGCAAUUAUCAUUGCUUUCACCAGGGACUGA